ACAGUGGAGCAGCGACAGAGAAUGAUACAAACACUCUGUGAUCAAAAUCAGACAACUCAACAAGAAAAGGGGCUCCAUAGUGAUUUUAUGAUGUUUCUCCGCUUUCUUCUGGUCUUCAUUGCUGUGGCCAGCCCUCUCCUGGGAACGGAGCAGUGUGCUCGUGGACCCCCGUACUGGUGCCAAAAUGCCAAGACUGCUUCACUUUGUGGCGCCGUCUCCCACUGCCAACAAAAUGUCUGGAACCAGCCUCAUGUGAAAUCUGUGCCAUGUGACUUGUGCAAAGAGGUGGUGGCUGUGGUGGACAAACUGGUGAAGGACAAUUCAACAGAGUCUGAGGUCCUGAGCUACCUUGAGAAAACGUGCCAGUUGGUUCCUGAUGAAGGCCUGGCUAGUCAAUGCAAGGAAAUUGUGGACAAUUACUUCCCUGUCCUCAUUGAUAUUAUUAAAGGAGAGCUGGACGACCCAGAUGUGAUCUGUAGCGCUCUUGGCCUAUGUGUAACCCAGCAGGAGGUUUUUGCCAAAGCCCAGCUCAUAUCAAAUGAGAUUCCUGAGUUGCCUCUGACCCAGAGGAUCAAUCCUUUACUCCUCAACAUUCCUCAGCUCCUUUACCCCAAGGAGAAUGCCAAUAAGGAGAAGGAGACCACCGCCAAGGAGGGUAACGAAGUGUGUGACGACUGCGUGAAGUUCAUCACGGACACUCAAACGGCGGCCAAGAAAAACACCACCUUCAUCGAUGCCAUGAUUGCACAGAUUGAGAGCCAGUGUGACCUGCUGGGUCCUGGUAUUGCAGAUAUUUGCAGGCAGUACGUCAGUCAGUACGCACCUCUAAUCUUCCAGCAGCUCAUGUCCAUGGAUGAAGUGGUGCAAGCUCUGGAGAAAGUGUGCAGCAUCCUGCCCUCUACCCUUUCUGCUCAGUGUAAGGACCUGAUUGAUACUUAUGGCCAGACGAUCAUUGAGCUACUGAUCCAGGAAGUUGAUCCCAAGACCGUCUGCAGCCUUCUGGGCCUGUGCAGGGACAUGAGUCGCACCUUCGUCCCAGAGAUGGUAAAGGCUGAGAACGAGGCAGCUGGAAUGUGUGGAAUAUGCAAGGUAUUCAUGCAAUAUGCAGGUGGCAUACUGGAGCGGAAUUUGAGGAUCAUCUGCAUCAUCAUGCCUGUUGAAUACAGCGUUCAGUGUGAACAAUUCAUUGAGCAUUAUGAGGAUCUCCUCAUCCAGCUGCUGCAGCAGGCCCUUGACCCUGAAUUUAUCUGCACGAAGCUGGGUGCAUGUCCUGGGGUGCAACGGAUGCUGUUGGGUCUUGAGCAGUGCAGCUGGGGCCCAGCCUACUGGUGCAAGAACAUGGAUACUGCCAUCCGCUGUAACGCGGUGAAUCACUGCAGACGCCUUGUUUGGAGUUAAAGACGAGUGGAGUGCACAAACUGACUCGAGGAGCUAAAGGAGAAUUUCUGUAGCGCUGUGUCUCUGCUUUACAGAGAACUGUUAAAACUGUUCAUUCAGAGGUCCCAGACAUCCUCUUUACUCAGAGCAUGUCUGGGACCUCUGAAUGAACAGUUUUAAUUCUCUUAAAGGAAAAGCUGCUCCUGAAACUGCUAUAGCCACUUAUAAAGCCAGUGAGAUGAUUUUAGGAAGAUCCUGAAUUUCAUGUGACAUUACACUCAGUUUGUAUCUAUUGCUCCCUAACACUGUUUUGGGUGUCUUGGUCAAAUGAUUAAGCUUCGUUGUGCUUCAGUCUUAACACUGAACUAUUUGUUGGAAUAUGUACAAAUCUUUUGUGGAAAAUAAACAAACAAAUCUA
Molecule: messenger RNA, 1795 nt
Organism: Tachysurus fulvidraco (yellow catfish)
Lineage: Eukaryota; Metazoa; Chordata; Actinopteri; Siluriformes; Bagridae
Product: prosaposin-like
Exons: 12
Coding region: 22-1398 (458 amino acids)
Biological process (GO): sphingolipid metabolic process
Cellular component (GO): lysosome
Source: RefSeq, a predicted model, not a curated record